Molecule: messenger RNA, 2343 nt
Organism: Thyridium curvatum
Lineage: Eukaryota; Fungi; Ascomycota; Sordariomycetes; Thyridiales; Thyridiaceae
Exons: 1
Coding region: 1-2343 (780 amino acids)
Biological process (GO): protein dephosphorylation; negative regulation of MAPK cascade
Cellular component (GO): cytoplasm; cytosol; nucleus
Molecular function (GO): protein tyrosine/threonine phosphatase activity; MAP kinase tyrosine/serine/threonine phosphatase activity
Source: RefSeq, a predicted model, not a curated record
AUGCCUUCAGCUGCUGCGCGACAGUUAUACGAGGACCAAAUACCCUCGUUCAUGUCCGUAUUUGACCUCGAGUCCGGGGUCAUGGACGGGCAGGGAACUGUCACUGUUGUCGACCCAAACAUGAUGGAAAUCGAGCCUACAACCAAGUUCUCAGGCGAAGCUCAAACACAACUUCAACCGGCAGCCCUUCCUUCAGAUCCCUCUCAUCAACCCUCAGAGAGCCUAUCCGCACGGAUGUUUGAGUCUGCCGACUCAUCUCCUACGACGACCAUGUCAUGCACCGAUUCCUCUUCUCUCUCGGACCCAUCGCCUUCUUCAUCCCCCGAUUCACCCGUCAACCUGGUCCCGUUGUCGUCUUAUCCAGCCUCCAACUUUGGCGGUCUACCUUCAAUUGGUGGUCUCACCGUCUCUGAUUCAAACCUAGCGCGGCCUAUGACCUCGCCCUCGCCGCGCCGCGCGCGAAACAUGAAAGGCCUCUCAAUACAGCCUCCUUUUGUCAGCAACUCAUUGUCUUCUUCGCUCGUCUCCGAGCCCUCAUCCCCUUCCUUCAUCAAGCCGAAGAUUCCUGCCAUGAAGAGGAAGCCCAGCCAGCUCAGCCUCAAGACGAGCACUUCCGACUUGGCCAAGGCCACAACUCUAGAGAUACCACAGUCCCCCUCUAUACCACCAAUUCUGCAGCGCCGCGCCUUGAAACACUCCACCUCUUCGCCUCAUAUGCUUUCUUCUCUGAAGUCGGCAACCUUCGGUCCUGCGGGUGGCAUGACGAUCCCGACAGUUCUUGAGCGCAACGAGUCCGGCUUGUCCUCGUUCCUGCGGCCACCGAAGCAAUCCAACAGUGGUGGAUUCGACUCGGCGAUUCUCGAGGAGGAGUCCCCGAUCCGCACACAAAUCGCCAGCCGGGCCGCUUUUGAGUUCGAGCCUUAUCAUGAGCAUGAGAAUAACGAGGAUCAAAAGACGCCCGGCUAUCCGGACGGCCCCAUUGCUAUUUACGGCGACAAUGUCUUCCUCUACCUAGAGCCCACAGCAGAGGAGGCGUCGAGGUUCGAUGUGGUGAUCAACGUCGCCCGUGAGGUUACCAACCCCUUCAAGGCGUGCCAACAAGCGUCAACUGAGCCAGCUACCGACGACAAGCCGAUGGAUGACUCGCCGAUACCCGAUACUGCUGUGACUGCGGCAAGCUACGCCACCGCCUUCGAGUUCCCCCAAGGAGAUGCCACGCCAACAACUCCAAAGGCUGUUUCCUUCGCCCUGGCAGAGCCAGAGUACAUUCACAUUCCAUGGGAUCACAAUACCGAUAUUUCUACUGAUCUGAUGAAUCUCUGCGAAACCAUUGAGAAGAAGACCAGGGAGGGGAAGAAGGUACUGAUCCACUGCCAGCAAGGUGCCAGCCGAUCUGCGAGUCUCAUCAUCGCAUAUGGUCUCUAUCAAAACCCGGAGCUGAGCGUCAAUGAUGCGUACCGGGCCGCACAGUCCAAGAGCAGAUGGAUCAGCCCAAAUAUGCGGCUCAUGUAUUGCUUGCAGGACUUUCAAAAGGAGGUUUCCAAAAAGAAGCUGUCGCCGAACUCAGGCCUCAAGCCGCGAUCGGGCCGAAGCCCAACGAAGCAUCGAACCACCAUGUCAGCAUCGGAGGCCAUCAGCACUUCACCCAAAGAGCCUCUUACUGCUCCCUUGCCAAGUGAGGAUGGGGCCGAUGGGAGUGCCAGCCCGGCAAAGAGUCCUCUUCGCCUACGUGGAAACUCUACGCCAAACAGCAGGGACCCCGUGUCUCCGGGCCCGUCAUCGGCCCCCUCGAGCUUUUCCUGGACAGAGAAGGAGGACGAGUCGGACCCUCACAAAUAUGGCCGUUUUAAUCUCGACAAUACCCAGCUGAAACCCAGUCACCCCGACUCUGGCUUUGUUUCAUCUAGCUCCUUGGGCUCGUUUGCCAAGCCGCCGCCAUCACCUGGGUUUGGGAGCCACCGUUUCGGCGCACCAGCAGGAGGCUUUGGGUUGGUACCGCUCAACUUCGGAAGCAUGGCGAGCAUCGAUGCCACCCGAGACAAGGCUUCUGGUGACCAUCACAUGACGGGUCUGAACAGUUAUCCGGACGAUGCAGCCCUCCUGUCCCCGCGCGUAGAGACAAUGACCAACAACCCUCUGCACGGACAUUUCACUGAGAGCAUGGGUAUGCGGUUCAUCGAGGUGCCGCCCACGCCAAGUGAGGGCCUGUUUUCCCCGAGGGAGACGAUGUUUCCGCGAGAUCCAUUCUCUCCGUUUGGGCGUCCGCCGCAAGUCGCAGACCCGAGGAGCCCCCCGACCAAGGGCGAGACCCCUAUCGUCAGGUCAAUCGACGAAUUUAUCUAG